Diabrotica virgifera virgifera (western corn rootworm) is the source of this 8098-nucleotide messenger RNA. RefSeq names its product protein mini spindles (gene msps). Gene Ontology annotation, biological process: establishment or maintenance of microtubule cytoskeleton polarity; microtubule polymerization; mitotic spindle organization. The record is from RefSeq and is a predicted model, not a curated record. Gene Ontology annotation, cellular component: kinetochore; spindle pole; microtubule plus-end. The transcript is spliced from 26 exons. The coding region runs from base 372 to 6233 and encodes 1953 amino acids. Gene Ontology annotation, molecular function: microtubule plus end polymerase activity; microtubule plus-end binding. Lineage: Eukaryota; Metazoa; Arthropoda; Insecta; Coleoptera; Chrysomelidae.
AAUCAAUUAAAUUAAAAGAGGUUAGACAUAAUAUUGGCAUUUCUGUCGUUAGUGCAUUUUUAUAUAUUUUUUAAAUUUAUCGGACCUGAAUAUUAAUUAAUACAGUUAUCGUUUAUAUAAGACGACAUAAAAAUUGAGCUCAAAGAAAAUAGAAAAAACAAAGUACAUAGCUUUCAUACCAUGAAUUAAAAUUGCCGUUGAUUGAAGUUUGGUGGGGGAACUUAUUCAAAUCAGACAUUUUGGUUGGGCCAAUCUGUUUUUAUUCCAACAUUUUGUAGAGGUAUAAACAAUGAAUGAAUCAUAAAUUAAAUCUAGAUCACUGUCAAAUACUGGUUUAUUUUAUUUUUGAAUUUUAUUAAGCCUAAACAACCAUGGAAGAUGAAGAAUAUAAGAAAUUGCCCGUUGAUGAGAAAUGUGUACACAAGUUAUGGAAAGCCAGAGUUAAUGGAUAUGAAGAAGUUACCAAGUUAUUUAGACAGAUUGAUGAUGAGAAAUCUCCAGAAUUUAGCAAAUACCUAGGUUUAGUCAAGAAAUUUGUUGUUGAUAGCAAUGCUAUGGGCCAGGAGAAAGGAUUGGAAGCUACUUUAGCCUAUGUGGAAAACUAUGCACAUGCUGGUAAAACAGUCUCAGAAGUCAUGUCAGGGGUGGUUACAAAAUGUAUGGCAGCGCCCAAAACAAAAACAAGGGAGCUUGCUCUCCAGUUAACGUUAAUGUAUGUUGAGAUUGAAAAACAUGAGGCUGUGGAGGAGGAACUUAUUAAGGGUAUGGAGCUGAAAAAUCCAAAAAUUGUAACAGCAUGUGUAAAUGCUGUUACUGUUGCUCUGAGAGAAUUUGGGUCCAAAAUUAUCAAUGUAAAACCACUCUUAAAAAAGAUCAGUGUACUUCUAGCUGAUAGGGAUAAGGCUGUUCGAGAUGAAACAAAGAUGAUGAUUGUAGAAAUGUAUAGAUGGAUUGGUGGAGCUCUUAGACCUCAAUUGCAAGCUGCCAGUUUACAGCCUGUACAGAUUACUGAAUUGGAAACGGAGUUUUCAAAAAUUGAAGGUCAGAAAGCUGUGCCAACAAGAUAUAUCAGGUCCCAACAAGCAAAGCAGGCUAAAUUAGCAGAACAAAUCGCUGAGGCGGCUGGCGAAGAAGAGGAGGAGGAGGAGGAUGUAGUCCAGGAUAUUGACCCUUACGAAUUGGCCACACCUGUGGAAAUCUUGUCUAAACUGCCCAAAGAUUUUUAUGAAAAAAUGGAAGCUAAAAAAUGGCAGGAGAGGAAAGAAGCUCUGGAAAUAGUUGAGAAUUUGGUUAAAACUCCAAAGUUGGAAAAUGGAGAUUAUGGGGAUCUAGUUCGAGCUCUUAAGAAGGUAGUCCAAAAGGACAGUAACGUAGUAUGCGUGGCCACGGCGGGUCGAUGUAUCGCAGGGCUUGCCAGCGGCUUAAAAAAGAAAUUCUCGACGUACGCCGGAUUCUGCAUUCCGGCGAUCUUGGAAAAAUUCAAAGAGAAAAAACAAAACGUCCUUACGGCAUUGAGGGACGCCAUCGACGCUGUGUAUUUAACGACAAAUCUUGAAGCCAUAUUAGAAGAUGUUGUGGAAGCACUUAACAAUAAGAACCCAUCAGUUAAAACGGAAACGUCACUGUUCUUGGCAAGAGCAUUUACAAAAACAGUUUCCACCACCGUCAAUAAAAAAUUACUGAAAGCGUUAACUGCUGCAUUAACCAAAACGAUAAACGAAUCAGAUCCAGCUGUCAGGGAAGCAUCUGCAGAAUCCUUAGGAACACUAAUGAAGCUAGUAGGAGAAAAAACGAUCGGUCCAUUUUUGGUUGAAUUAGAAAAAGACAAUCUAAAAAUGACAAAGAUCAAAGAGUUCUGUGAUAGCGCGGUCAUUGUUGUCAAGGCUCCUGGAGCAAAGAAGGAACGACCGGCCGCAGCUGCUGCUAAACCAGCACCUGCCAAAACGGCCGCCUCUAAACCGGAGGCCAAAAAACCUGCAGUAACAGCAAAGAAGAAACCAGAAAUAUCUUCAGGUACAGCCACAGUGGUUAGAUCAAAGGGGCCUAAAGGUUUAUCGAAAUCUGCCUCGCAAAAUGUUGAAAAAGAACUAGCCGACGAAGAAGUUGAGGGAAUUGUUAGCGAUGUCAUAUCUGCUAGUGUUGUGUCGGACAUUGCCAGCACCAAUUGGAAAACAAGACUGGCAGCUGCAGAACAACUUUUAACAGAAUUAAAAGGCUUAAACUCGGUACCAACUCAAGCAAUCGUUAAAUUCGUCGCCAAGAAGCCCGGUCUUAAGGAUACCAACGUCCAAGUACUUAAAGCUAAAAUAGAAGUCAUCAAAUACUUAGCCGAAAAUACGAAAUUCACGAUAACGUCAGCUAGUUGUUGCGUGCCAGACAUGUCAGAAAAGUUUUCAGAUGCCAAGAACGGUGCCGCCGUCGCUGAGACGCUAAGCGCCAUAGCGGAGGCCACUACCUUUGGACAAGUAGCCGAUAUGGUUUUAGAUUUUGCCUUCGGACAAAAAAGUCCCAAAGUCCAACAGGAGGCCUUAACUUGGUUGUCUGGGGCCAUCAAGGAAUUUGGAUUUUCCAAUUUGAACGUCAAAUUUCUAAUCGACAACUGUAAGAAAGCAUUGAGCUCCACUAAUCCAGCGGUAAGACAAACGGCCGUCUCGUUGUUAGGAAUUAUGUACCUAUACAUGGGUGCAACUCUAAACGUAUUUUUCGAAAAUGAGAAACCGGCACUGCGAGAUCAAAUCAACGCUGAAUGUGAUAAGUAUGAAGGCGAGAAGCCUCCGCCCCCAACAAGAGGCGUGGUGAAGUCAGCAAGCACAGACAGUCUAGAUGUGGUAGAAGACGACGAACCAGAGCAAGUAAAUAUCCAAGAUCUUAUUCCUAGAGUGGAUAUCAGCGGUCAAAUAACUGACACUAUUCUAACAGAACUAAGUGAUAAGAACUGGAAAGUCCGAAAUGAAGCGGUGGCCAAAGUGGCAACGAUUAUUAGCGAUGCUAAAUUCAUAAAAUCGAAUUUAGGUGAUUUGCCCCAAGCUUUAGGUGUCAGGUUAACAGAUAGCAACGUGAAAAUUGCUAUGUCGUCGUUGGCGCUUUGCGAAGCCCUUGCCAAGGCCAUGGGACCACCGUUUAAACAGUACGUUAGAGUAUUCUUUCCAGGAGUGCUACAGGGCUUGGGAGAUAGCAAGGCUGCUUUGAGGGCUGCGUCACUGGAGACCAUAAAUACUUUUACUGAGCAAUGUGGUUACAAGGAAUUUUUCGACGGUGAAAUGAUCGCAGAUGCAUUGAAAUCUGGUUCCCCCACACUAAGAAUUGAACUUUGGAAUUGGCUGGCCCAAAAUGUCCCAAAAAUUCCUCCUAAACAGAUACCAAAAGAAGAGUUAGUCGUGUGUGUACCUCACCUUUACAGCAAUUUGGAAGAUAGAAAUGCAGACGUUCGAAAAAAUGCACAGGAAGCGAUUCUAGGUAUUAUGAUACAUUUAGGGUAUGACAGCAUGGUUAAACAGACCGAAAAAUUGAAACCCGGUUCCAAAACUGUCAUUGUGGCUGUAUUAGAAAAAGUGAGACCCAACUUACCAGUCAAACCAUUACCUACGAAAAAGCAGGCUUCUGAAAGAGAGGAUAAGGUAGUGAAAGGAACAAAACCUGUUGCUAAUGCUAAAAAUGCUGUUAAAUCAAAGUCUGCGACUUCAGCGAAGGCUGCGCCCGCAGCAGCUAGCCGCAAAAAGGAUGAUGAUAUCGAUACUUCACCACUGUUGGUUGUUAAUAAUUUGAAACACCAAAGAACCAUCGACGAACAGAAGUUAAAGGUUUUAAAGUGGAAUUUCACACAGCCACGAGAGGAAUUUGUUGAUUUGCUAAAGGAUCAAAUGGCGGCUGCAAAUGUUAAUAAAACACUUACGUCUAACAUGUUCCACGCAGAUUUCAGAUACCACAUCAAAGCUCUGGAGUCACUAACCGAUGAUUUAGCCGGCAAUGGUCAAGCGCUUAUGUCUAAUUUGGAUCUUAUACUUAAAUGGUUAACACUACGGUUUUUCGAUACCAAUCCUUCAGUUCUGCUAAAGGGUCUUGAGUAUUUGCAGUUCGUUUUUAAUAUGCUCAUUGACACAAAAUACCGAAUGUUGGAAAAUGAAGCAUCUGCGUUUAUUCCGUACCUCAUAAAUAAGAUAGGAGAUCCGAAAGACUCAGUUCGGAAUGGCGUGAAAGCAUUGUUAAACCAACUAAAUAGACUAUUUCCUGUUAAUAAAUUAUCGACGUAUGUGAUGGAAGGAGUUAAAUCCAAAAACGCAAGACAAAGGGCAGAAUGUUUGGAAGUUAUGGGUGGUAUCAUUGAAGAUUUCGGCAUUACUGUAUGUAUGCCGACGCCCAUGGCGUGUCUUAAAGAAGUGGCCAAACAAAUUUCUGAUCGAGACAACUCCGUAAGAAAUGCCGCUCUUAACUGUGUUGUGCAGGCCUAUAAUAUUGUCGGUGAAAAAGUUUAUAAACUAGUUGGAAACAUAUCUGAUAAGGAUAUGUCGUUGUUAGAAGAAAGAAUAAAACGGUCUAGUAGGAAGACUUUACCUAAUAGUAGGAAUACUAUGAAUUUACCUAAAGCUGAUCUUAGUUCCGCGGUUGUAACAACUUUGAUAUCUCCUCAGAAGGAAAACACUCCCCCUAAUAGAAUUUCUUUAAGCAAUACGCAUAUAGUAAACGAUGUGGAUAAUGAGAGUGAUCAAGAUGAGGAUAUAGAUGAAGAAAUGUUGCCACAAGUGAAUUUGCCGCAAAUGAUUGUACCAGAACCGCCUAAGGAAAUUCAGGGGCCAUUCAAAUUAGACCCAGAGUUCAUGAAAGAACUGGAGAGAACUAAACCUCCAAAGCCAGUUAAGCCUUCUCUGAAGUCAUACGAUAUUAGCUUCUUAAAUGAAGAGAUUAGAGUCCCGACCAUCGAAGAAGCGAGAGCCCAGGUACGAGCCAAAGCUGGAACUCAGCCCGUAGCUUUUGGGGAAGCCGUUUCAAGAGUUAGCCUCGGUAAUUUUACCAGUCCCAAAAAACAAAACCCAGUGAUUGAGAGACUGAUUAAACAGAUGGGUUCUCCAAACCAUACUGCUGCAUUAGCGGCAAUGACCCAAUUACAUGAAACACUCACUCAAACGAGGAGCAAUACGUUGAUUGACUAUGAAGAUGAGUUCAUGAAUACAAUAAUUUCCCAGUUUAAACAAUUGCAGGAUCUACAAGUUACUGUAGAUUCGUCGACACUAAAGAUGUAUAGAAAUUUACUCACUACCAUAGAUGCUUUCUAUAUAAAUAAGGCAUUGGGAAGCCGAGUUUCAGUUCCUGUUAUUAAAGAGCUUAUGCAUCAAAUGAUCACUUUACUAGUUGAAGAAAGGUUAAAUAAAGUGCCCAAUGGAGAAGCUUACGUAAGAGUAAUUAACCUGCAUUGCGUCAAAGUGAUUGAGAGAUCUGACCACACAAACACUAUAUGUGCUUUGGUAAAACUAAUAAACGAGUGCAUUAGUAAUGAAAGUUCCGCAAGACACGUGGACCUCGUAAUGAAAUGUCUCUGGAGAGUGAUAAAGUUGAUGCCCCAAUGGGGCGAUACCAUAGACUAUGAUUCUGUAUUAUUAGAAGUACAUCACUUCUUGAGGAAGUUCCCGUCAUCGUGGUGGAAGACUAAGGAUGUCGAUACACCGCUCAGGACUGUUAAAACCAUUCUCCAUUCUAGUGCAAAGAUUAAGGGAGGUGCCAUAAUGUUACAUUUGGGAAAGAUACCGAACACUAGUGAAUCAGAGGUUGAAUCGUAUAUAUUAAGAGUACUCAAGAGUUUAAAAAUAUCCGAAGUUCAGCAUCUACCGGCGAAACAAGACGCUCAAAGGAGAUCGCUUUCGAGAGCAAAUCACAAGAUGCUAACAGAUAUUUUCCAGAAAAUAGGUAGCAAGGAUGAAACUAAAGAAGGAUUGAAUUUGCUGUAUGAUUUUAUGCAACAUCAUCCUGAAGCAGAUAUCGAGCCGUUCUUGUCAAACUCAAGCAAAUUUUUCCAAGAUUAUAUUAGAAAUGGCCUUAAAGAGAUAGAAGAUUCUAGGAAAAGUAGUAAAACUGCUAUUAGUGAAAAAGUUAAUGAGCACAACCAAGAAAAGGCAGAGUUGCAGAACCCAGGGAAUGACCUCCUACGAAAAAGUCCGGAAUAUUAUAAAGAAAGGCUGGAUAUGUGGAACCAGCUCUUCGAUCAAUUAAAGUUAGGAAAAAAUAUAGAAAUCCCAGAAUAAAUUAUGUAUUAGCAGUAAAACGUCCUGUUACAUUAGAGAUACACGCAAAAAUUUCCCAUUAAUAUGUAGAACAGAUAUAUAACAGAAAUUGAUGUAAUUCAACUCUUAUACAAUGACUCAUGUGUAGCCUAUUUAUUUUUCUCUAACUUUGUGAUAGACAUAACAUUUUAGUCGUUCAUACAUCGUUUUAAUUCGAUUUAAUUAUAUGUAUCUGUUUUUAAGACUUCUCGAACGUUUAUUCUUGGCAAAAGAUAUGUUGUUGACACUAUUAAUAGACGGAGAGGCAGCGCUGAAAAAUCUCUUUGAAUUUACUAAAGCUAAAUUUUUCACAGUUUAUUACUGUGAUUGUGUAGAGAAACAUACUGCGGUCGGUCAAGCGAAACGUACAACAGGGGUUACUGAGAGGGUAUCAAAGUUGCUUUCCUACGAAGGUAAUUAAAUCCAUUUACUAAGGCUUAAAAUCAGUACACACAUUCUAAAUUGAAUAUAAAUAAAAGUUAUUAUAGUCGGUCAGCUGUAUGACAGGACAGAGCCGGUCGGUCGGCCCCAAUGAAUGUACAGGGUUAUUCACUAUAUAUUGACCCUCUUGUAAACUGCUUUAUUUGCAGAAUUAGAAAAAAAUUUAAAAUAAAAAAAUUAUUCCAUUCUUUAAUUAUGAUUUUUUGACAUAUAUCGUACUGUGACGUCAUCCAUCUGGGCGUGAUGACGUAAUCGACUAUUUUUUUAAAUGAGAAUAGGGGUCGUGUGCCAGCUCAUUUGAAAGGUUAUUCAAUUCUCUAUACAGUACUAUAAACAUUAAGAUCAUUAUUUAUACAGGGUGUCCAAAAAUUUUUUUUGAAUUAUUAAUUAAACAAUUAAUUUAAUUAAAAAAAAUUUUUGGACACCCUGUAUAAUUAAUCAUGUUAAUGUUUAUAUUACUGAAUAGGAAAUUGAAUAAUCUUUUAAAUGAGCUAGCACUCGACCCCUAUUCCCAUUUAAAACAAUAGUCGAUUACGUCAUCACGCCCAGAUGGAUGACGUCACAAGUACGAUAUCCAGGGGUUCGAGCGAAAACCCGAUAACUAAAAAUAACAUUGUUUCGAAAUAACCGCGAUUAAAGAUUUUAGGAAGUUUGAAGAAGAUUUCAAAUCGUCAUAGGAAGUUCAAUCAAAUCGUCAUUAAACUUUCUAUGACGAUUUGAAAACUUUUUCAAACUUCCUAAAAUCUUUAAUCGCGAUUAUCUCGAAACAAUGUUAUUUUUAGUUAUCGGGUUUUCGCUCGAACCCCUCGAUAUAUAUGUCAAAAAAUCAUAAUUUAAAAAUCGAAUAACUUUUGUAUCUUACAUUUUUUUCUAAUUCUGUAAAUAAAGCAGUUUAUAAGGGGGUCAAAAUAUAGUGAAUAACCAUGUACAUUCACUGGGGCCGACCGACCGGCUCUGUCCCGUCAUACAGCUGACCGACUAUAAUAACUUUUAUUUAUAUUUAAUGUACAAUGUGUGUACUGAUGUUCAGCCUUAGUAAAUGGAUUUAAUUACCUUCGUAGGAAAACAACUUUGAUACCCUCUCAGUAACCCCUGUUCUACGUUUCGCUUGACCGACCGCAGUAUGUUUCUCUACACAAUCACAGUAAUCAACUGUGAAAAAUCUAGCUUUAGUAAAUUCAAAGAGAUUUUUCAGCGCUGCCUCUUGGACUAUAACAUGAUAUAAUAUUGAUUAAUCCUGAGGUCGAUUCUAAUAGUGAUACACCUACCUAUCUUUAUCCAGCUUUUAUUUAUACUGAGUGCCUGUAAUCUUAUUUUUAGAUAAGGAUAAGUACUUUUUUAUUGUAUGUAUAAAUUGUCCGUUUAAAUAUUCACUAGUUUUAAUAAAAAUAAACUUAAUAGUAUAA